Molecule: messenger RNA, 1512 nt
Organism: Zingiber officinale
Lineage: Eukaryota; Viridiplantae; Streptophyta; Magnoliopsida; Zingiberales; Zingiberaceae
Product: WD repeat-containing protein LWD1-like
Exons: 1
Coding region: 159-1295 (378 amino acids)
Cellular component (GO): nucleus
Molecular function (GO): protein binding
Source: RefSeq, a predicted model, not a curated record
CGUGAUCCGUACUUUAGGGUGAACAAACAACACAACCAAAAUCCCAAUCCACUGCAACCCUCGUCUUUUCCUUCUCCACUUCUCCGGCGAUUUCUCUCCAGCAUCCGGUGACUUUGCCAGUAACCGAGACGAGAGAGAGAGAGAGAGACGAUAUUUUGAUGGGUGCAAGCGGAGAUAUCAAGGUCCCGGAACGGCGGCCUACGCCUGAUCUCGGAUCCUCGGAGGGCGACGGCGAAGAGGACCUGCAGAAGCAGCAGCGCUCGGAGAUCUACACCUACGAUGCGCCUUGGCAUAUCUACUCGAUGAACUGGAGCGUCCGCUCCGACAAGCGUUACCGCCUCGCCGUCGGUAGCCUGCUCGAGGGCUACAGCAACCGGAUGGAAAUUGUGCAGCUGGACGAGGCGUCCGGCGAGAUCCGCUCCGACCCCGCGCUUUCCUUCGACCAUCCUUUCCCUCCCACCAAAACCAUGUUCGUCCCGGAUCGCGAAUGCCUCCGUCCGGACCUCCUCGCUACCUCCGCCGACUUCCUCCGCAUCUGGCGCAUCGCCGAGGACUCCUCCCGCAUCGAGCUCGGCUCGCUCCUUAACGGCAACCGUAACUCCGAGUUUUGCGGCCCCAUCACGUCCUUCGACUGGAACGACGCGGAGCCCCGCCGCAUCGGAACCUCCUCCAUCGACACGACAUGUACUGUCUGGGACAUCGACCGGGAGGCAGUGGAUACCCAGCUCAUCGCCCACGACAAGGAGGUGUACGACAUCGCGUGGGGAGGCGUCGGCGUCUUUGCCUCCGUCUCCGCCGACGGAUCCGUCCGCGUCUUCGACCUUCGCGACAAGGAGCACUCCACCAUCAUAUACGAGUCCGCCGACCCCCCUGGCACGCCGCUUGUCCGCCUCGGGUGGAACAAGCAGGACCCUCGUUACAUGGCCACCAUCAUAAUGGAUAGCGCCAAGGUCGUCGUCCUCGACAUUCGCUUCCCUACCUUCCCCGUCGUCGAGCUCCACCGCCACCAGGCCAGCGUCAAUGCCAUCGCCUGGGCGCCCCACUCCUCCUGCCAUAUCUGCACAGCUGGCGAUGACUCACAGGCCCUGAUCUGGGACCUCUCGUCCAUGGGAGGUGACCAGGGCAACGUCCAGAAGUCUAUGGCGGCGGCGGCUGCCGCUGCUGCUGAGGGUGGCCUCGACCCCAUACUUGCCUACACUGCCGGAGCAGAGAUCGAACAGCUGCAGUGGUCUUCCUCACAGCCAGACUGGGUAGCCAUUGCCUUCUCCACUAAGCUUCAGAUCCUGAGAGUUUAAUGCAAUAAAAACGGAGAUUAGAGCAGUAAAAAUAUUGCCUUUGAUGAUAAGACGCUGGGUUUUUCAGGAUUGAAUUAACAGGAAAUGUAGCAGAGCACUAGUAUUGCUCACCAUUUGGCCGGUAAGCAAUGAACUGCGCUCUGAAUCAUUUCAUAUUCAGUGCCAAUGUUUCAUUUAAUGUCUUAUCGUUUUCCUAUUUCACUGGUUUUUCCCAUUA